CGUUGGGAGGAGAGGGGGUUUGGUGUGGAAGAAGCAGAAAUGGCCAGCAAAGUGGUGGAUCUGGUAUACUGGCGGGAUGUGGGGACCACCGGGCUGGUGUUUACAGGUUUGGUUGUGGGUUUGGCUAGUUUGUUCCAGCUCAGUGCCAUCACGAUCCUGUCCAAUCUCGGUUUAGGCAUCAUGGCCUUUACUCUCCCUGUACGCUUGCUUUACAAAGCCAUGAUGCUUGUCCGCCUCAGUGAUGGAUCUCAUCCUUUUCAGUCAUAUUUGGAUGAGGACCGUACGCUGACAGAUGAGGACACAGUUCGCAUAGCGGAACAAAUCGUUCUGCUGAUUGCUACGGCUGUCACCGAGCUGAAGAGGCUGUUCUUCAUCGAUAGCAUCAUGGACUCAGUGAAGUUUGUUGUGUUCCUGUAUUUGUUGACCUAUGUGGGGGUCCAAGCCAAUGGUCUCACGCUGUUGAUGACCGGUGUGAUAUGUGCCUUCUCUCUGCCACUGUUGUACAGACUUCAACAGAAAAGGAUCGACAAGAUUGUCAAAGCAAUCAAAAAACUUGUAGAAAAAGGCACUGAAAUAGUUGAUCUUGUGAUUUCACUGGCCAAACCUCCACCAGCCCCAGGCCCAGCACCUUCCCCUGCCCCCACAGCAAAACAUAAACAGAAGACUAAAUGAAUGGGAGGGAGAGAGAGAGAGAGAGAGAGAGAGAGAGAGAGAGAGAUGGGGGUGAGGAGCAGAAAUGUGGAGUACACUGAACAAACAAAGUCUUACACUGCAGCUGUAGCCCUGUGAGUUCAGCAGGGUCGGGGGUUUGGGGGUUAUGAAGGAGCGUUAUGUUUUACAGUACGUUUCUUACGGUGCUAGGAGAUUCUUCAAUAGGUCUUCUGAAAAGAAUUAAACAACAGGCUUCUUCUUGAAGCACACUUCAGUCAAGAGAAGUCCAGGUGUAUGUCUAAUGUAUUCAUUUAACUCAAACUGUCAAACAGCUGUGUAUUAUUUAUAAUUAUUGGUUCAUUUUGCCAGACAAGGCUUUUUUUCUACUGAUUUUCAUAGGAAAAGUUGGACCUAGUGACAGUUGCUAGUAUGUUUUUGUCCACUAGAGGGAACAAUGAGACCAUACAAUCAUAGCAGUUCUGGGUCAGGACAGCAUGUUGCAGAAAUUCUGUCAUCUAAAUUUAACAUUUUUUGACAAUUACAGUUUCCACUGGGAUUGUGCUUAUAAUUCAGGCUUUAAUAUUUAAUACUUAAUGUUUCAAAUUACAGAGCAAUUCAAAACUAAUUUAUAAAUCGCUUUAAAACAAGUCAUGUUUUGCUUCCCUGACUUUGUACGUCUUUUGUGCAACAUGACCCCCAGUAAACACGUUUUCAAUGUUAUUUGCCUUUUUUGUAGCCUAUCUGACAACAUACAAAACAUCACAUCAUAUAUUUUCGGCCUUGCACAGAAAUGCUUCUUUUGUGGGAAAUAAGCAGCUGCUAAGGAUGCAAACUCCUUCGAGAAGAGUCCUAGGAACAGCAAUUUGAAAACAUUCAGUUACAUACUGUUUGCAGAUGACAUUCUAAUGCUGAACAGAAACAAAUAUAGGAUGCCUUUUGAUGUGCAAAUACUUUCAUGCCAGAAUGGUGAUAAACAAAAUCUGGUAAUUGUCUUCACAGGCUUUUAAGAGAGUAUCUGUACCAUCCAUAAAAUGACAUUGCUUCAAAAUUUAUGGAGGAAACUGUUUAGAAAGCACGAAAAGAACAUCUCGCACACUACGGGAAGACAGUUUCAUGCGCACUGCAGGAACACUCAGGGAUGCAAGGAAAAAUAGCAAUACUCCACUGACAAGAACAGUGGCACUCAGAGGAACAUUUUGUAUUCAUUGCUGUUUUAAAUAACCUACUUCAGGCUUACUUCAGCUUUAAACAGCCCCUGUGUGUCACUGUUUGUUAAAUGGCAGUAGUGGGAAAUCUCUAAAUGAGGAUAUGAGGAAAAAUUACAUUUUAGAAG
Molecule: messenger RNA, 1984 nt
Organism: Onychostoma macrolepis
Lineage: Eukaryota; Metazoa; Chordata; Actinopteri; Cypriniformes; Cyprinidae
Gene: rtn2b
Product: reticulon 2b
Exons: 7
Coding region: 40-672 (210 amino acids)
Source: RefSeq, a predicted model, not a curated record